AUGGCGGAGGGGCCCCGGGGCGCCCCGCCGCCGGGCUCGCCCCGCCCCGCCGUGCCGCUGCCCAACGGGCCCCGCAGCGGCGGCGGCGGCGGCGGCGGCAGCCCCGGUUCGGGCUCGGGCAGCAGCAGCCGCGAGGACUCGGUGGAGCGGAGCCCCGCGCCCGCCGCGCCCCGCGCCAGCAUCAUGAAGGACGGCUCUCGGCAGCGACCCAUGCAGAAGAAGAAGACGGUCUCCUUCAGCACCAUGCCCAACGACCGGAAGAUCAACAGCACGGCCGCCUGCAUCUCCUUCAUGCUGGAGGGCUGCGAGCUGAAGAAGGUGCGCUCCAACUCCCGCAUGUACAGCCGCUUCUUCGUGCUGGACGCCGACAUGCGCUCCGUGCGCUGGGAGCCCUCCAAGAAGGACUCGGAGAAGGCCAAGAUUGAGAUCAAGUCGGUGAAAGAGGUGCGGGUGGGCAAGAAGACCCCCAUCCUGCGCAGCAACGGCCUCUCCGACCAGUUCCCCGACGAGUGCGCCUUCUCCAUCAUCUACGGAGACAACUACGAGUCCCUGGACUUGGUGGCCAGCUCGGCCGAUGUGGUGAGCGCCUGGGUGAUGGGGCUCCGGUACCUGGUGUCCUACGGGAAGCACACGCCCGAGGCGCCGGGGACCGGCCACCCCAGCCUGCGGACCUCCUGGAUCUCCUCCGUCUUUGACCUCGCCGACCUGGAGAAGUCCGGCCGCAUCCCCGUGCCCCGGGCCGUGCAGCUCAUCAAAGCGCUCAACCCGGGCAUGAAGGUGUCCACCAUCGAGCUCAAGUUCAAGGAGCUGCAGAAAGCCAGCGAGCGCCCCGGCGCGGAGGUGGCCUGCGACCUCUUCGUGGAGGCGUACUGCGAGCUCUGCACCCGCCCCGAGAUCUUCUUCCUGCUGGUGCAGUUCUCCAGCAACAAGGAGUACCUGGGCCUCAAGGACCUGCUGAUGUUCCUGGAGGUGGAGCAGGGCAUGGAGGGGGUGACGGAGGAGAAGUGCCUGGAGAUCGUCAGCAAGUACGAGCCCUCCAAGGAGGGCCGGGAGAAGGGCUACCUGGCCAUCGACGGCUUCACCCGCUACCUGCUCUCCUCCGACUGCUCCAUCUUCGACCCGCAGCACCGCAAGGUGUGCCAGGACAUGGCGCAGCCCCUCUCGCACUACUACAUCAGCUCUGCCCACAGCGCCUGCCUGCUGGAGGACAACUUCUGGGGCCGCUCGGACAUCAGCGGCUACAUCAGCGCCCUGGGGCUGGGCUGCCGCAGCAUCGAGCUGGUGCUCUGGGACGGCCCUGACGGCGAGCCUGUGGUCUACACCAGCCCCUCGGGGGCCUCCUGCGUGCCCUUCCGCACCGUGGUGGGGCUGAUCGACCAGCACGCCUUCACCGCCUCCGCCUACCCCCUCAUCCUCUGCCUGGUGGUGCGCUGCUCGGCCGCCCAGCAGCGCCUGGCCGCCCAGUGCCUGCGCAAGACGCUGGGCGAGAAGCUCUACCUGGAGCCCCCCGACCCCGCCGCCUCCUACCUGCCCUCCCCGGAGCAGCUCAAGGGCCGCAUCCUCAUCAAGGGCAAGAAGCUGCCGCCUGGCUGCGAGGACAGCGAAGGGGAGGUGUCGGACGAGGAGGAAGGCUGGGAGCUGGCGCGGAGGCUGGGCCAGGAGGACCGGGAGGUGGCGGAGGGAGGGGGCCUGCGGCGAGCGCGGCUCAGCCGGGAGCUCUCGGAGCUGGUGAGCCUCUGCCAGGCCGUCCCCUUCCAGGACUUCGAGAGCUCGCGGCGCGGGCAGCGCUACUGGGAGAUGUGCUCCUUCAGCGAGGUGGAGGCCGGCCGCUUCGCCAACGAGUGCCCGGCGGAGCUGGUGAGCUACAACAAGCGGUUCCUCUCCCGCGUCUACCCCAGCCCCAUGCGCAUCGACGCCAGCAACAUGAACCCGCAGGACUUCUGGAAGUGCGGCUGCCAGAUGGUGGCCAUGAACUACCAGACGCCGGGGCUCAUGAUGGACCUGAACGCGGGCUGGUUCCGGCAGAACGGGGCUUGCGGCUACGUCCUGCGCCCCGCCAUCAUGCGGGAGGAGGUGUCCUACUUCAGUGCCAACGCCAAGGACUCCUUGCCCGGGGUGCCCGCCCAGCUCCUGCACCUCAAGGUCAUCAGCGGGCAGAACCUGCCCAAGCCCAAGGGCUCGGGGGCCAAGGGGGAGGUGGUGGAGCCCUACGUCUGUGCUGAGAUCCACGGCAUCCCGGCCGACUGCGCCGAGCACCGCACCAAGACGGCCCUGCAGAGCGGGGACAACCCCGUCUUCGAUGAGAGCCUGGAGUUCCAGAUCAACCUCCCCGAGCUGGCCGUGCUGCGCUUCGUCGUGCUGGACGACGACUACAUCGGGGACGAGUUCAUCGCCCAGUACACCAUCCCCUUCGAGUGCCUGCAGCCCGGGUACCGCCACGUCCCCCUCCAGUCUCUGGCCGGGGAGCCCUUGCCCCACGCCACCCUCUUCGUGCACGUGGCCAUCACCGACCGCCGCGGCGGGGGCAAGGGGCACCGCCGGGGGCUGGCGGGGCGCCGGGGCCGCCGGGUGCGGGAGUACACCUCCACCAAGGCCACCGGCAUCAAGGCCAUCGAUGAGGUCUUCCGGACGGCCACCCAGCCCCUGCGGGAGGCCACCGACCUGCGUGAGAACGUGCAGAACGCGUUGGUCUCCUUCAAGGAGCUGUGCGGCCUGACGCCCGCCGCCAACAUGAAGCAGUGCAUCCUGACGGUGGCGGCGUGGCUGCUGCACAGCGACAGCGCGCCCAGCGUCACCCUCAACCUGGCAGAGCAGUACCCCGCCAUGGAGGCGCAGGGCCCCAUCCCCGACCUGCUGCGCAAGGUCCUCACCGCCUACGAGACGAUGAUCCAGACCAGCCGGACGCUGAUCGAGUCCGCCGACGCGGUGCACAGCAAGCUCAUCCAGGCGCAGCAGGCAGGCAUGGACUUCCACAAGGAGCUGCACCACAUCGAGGCCAAGGAGGGGCUGCGGGGACGGAAGCUGCAGAAGGCGCUGGAGAGCUUCGCCUGGAACAUCACCGUCCUGAAGGGCCAGGCCGACCUCCUCAAGCACGCCAAGGCGGAGGCGCUGGACAACCUCUGGCAGAUCCACAACGCCGGGCAGUCCUGCGGCAUCGGCAGGAACGGCUCGGCCUCGCCCGAGGCCUCCCGGCUGCGCGCCCCGCUGGAGCCCAUCCCCGAGGCAGAAGGAGGCGGCGACACGGCGUCCUGCUGACCCCGGCCUGGGGCUGGGGGGACCCCGAUGGAGCAGCCCCGCUUGCGGGGACCAGGACCGGAGAGCCCCAGCCUGCCCGCGGCUCGUUUUGGGACAGGGAUGAAAAUGGGCAGGGUGCAGGCUGCAGCGGGGCUGGCGCAGCGGUGUGCCUGCUUGGGGACCAGCUCUGGGCAUGGCAGGGAGUUGGGCGGGGGGUCCCCACUCCUGCCUGCCCCCCCUGGGCUCCUGGGGUCUCAUCCAUCUCCCCCAUCUGCUUCCAGAGCAGGCACCUUGCUGUGGGGUCAGUGGGGGCUGCUGGCACCCCAAUGACCGUGUGCAUGCACCCCCAGCCUGCUGUGCCCGACCCCCCCCCUUGUAAAAAGCCACCCCAGGUGUGGGGUCCUGCUCUCAGGGCUGCAGGAUUUGCUUCCAGGGGGUCCCUUCCCCUCCCCGGUGUCUCCGUGCCCCCCCGCUGUGCAGAGGGGCUGGGCAGGCACCCGGGGAACAGCUCGCGGGGGGCGCAGGGGCUGCGGGGCCUCUGCAGACCGGAGCUGCCAGCAGAUGUGUCCUAUGGCAUCAGGGAAAUUGUCCUGGGUUUGUCCCCAGGGCGAGCACGCCCCAGGCGCGGGCGGUGAGUGUGGGGUUGGUCUGGGGUCGGACCGGGGCUGCGGAGCGUUUAUAAAGUGUGCGAGACCCAC
Cygnus olor (mute swan) is the source of this 3932-nucleotide messenger RNA. Its product is annotated as inactive phospholipase C-like protein 2. Gene Ontology annotation, biological process: lipid metabolic process; intracellular signal transduction. Gene Ontology annotation, molecular function: phosphatidylinositol-4,5-bisphosphate phospholipase C activity. Bases 1 to 3255 code for a protein of 1084 amino acids. Lineage: Eukaryota; Metazoa; Chordata; Aves; Anseriformes; Anatidae. The transcript is spliced from 6 exons. The record is from RefSeq and is a predicted model, not a curated record.